Molecule: messenger RNA, 1569 nt
Organism: Soboliphyme baturini
Lineage: Eukaryota; Metazoa; Nematoda; Enoplea; Dioctophymatida; Soboliphymatidae
Source: the annotation of a GenBank genome assembly
AUGCGGGCAGCCUUAUGUAUCCUUGAGGUUGGUGUGCUGAGCACGGUCUUACUGUAUCGAGCGACCGGUGAUCAACUGAUACGACCAGGUUACAGAAAUCCUGGCGUAGUGCUGCGGCUGAACGAACGAAGCGUGCAAUCGCUCAAGAAGGAAGUACUCAUGAUAAUAGGCUCAUUACGAGGGCUUCGAAUGAAUGACGUGUUCGAAAAGCCAGUGAAACGAUUGCGCCUGACCAUGCAAAACAUGCAGAUAGUGUCGGUGACACCACCUUCAAAGUUCGACAUCAUGUUCAUUCCAAAUUCCAGAGAUCAGGUACGAAUCGAAAUGGCAGGCCUCGGUUUGACUACCACGGCGGUGGUGUCGACACAGUUUAAGAAUUUCAAGAACAUGUUCGUUACUACGGCUAUGCAAGGACUUAGCCUCAAUCUGCAGUUACGAAUGUAUGCGGACAUCAACGGUCAUAUGCAGGUGUUGAUUGAGAAGUGCAUGGCGAACCUGGCAGACGCCCGGAUAGACAUCGCCCACACCCGACGGGUGCCGACGAAUACCCAAAAGCUUGCCGGUAAGCUUCAGCGGCAAGUGGAAGAAAAGCUGUGUCCGUUCAUCCAAUCGAAGCUUGUGCAGCAAGUGAACAAAUAUCUGGGAAGCAUGAAGAGCAAAACGCGGCUCGUUGAACUGUUUCAGCCCAGAUCAGCUUACGCUCUUGCGCCCCCGAAAACGUCCGUCUUACUGAACACGAUUGCCCUGGAAGACCCGGCUGUUUACUCUUCGUUGGCCAAGCAUACGGUACUGGAUUACAGCAUUAUGCCUGAACCGCAUGUCGUGCAACCGUCGGCGUUGGAAAUCCCCUUGAAAGGUGAAAUUUCGUGGGACGGAAGGGGAGGUACCCCGUUCAUACCUCCGUCAAUCCGAACCGGUCCGUUUUCGUCACAACACAUGGCUGAUUUCAUAUCCACAGACUACCCUAUUAACUCGAUGCUUGCCAAUUACCAUAACCGGAAAAUAUUCGAAUACCGCGUCACUUCUAGCCAUCCUCAUUACGGUAAGUACGUGCGGGACAGUUGCGCGGUGCCAAUGUGCAUUGGCGUCGUCCUGCCGGACAUCGGCAAACGCUAUCCAGGCACUCAGAACGAGAUCUUCGUGAAGACCACGAGUGCCCCUAAAGUGGUCAUCAAAGACGGCGCCGCCCUGGUCUAUAUACCGAUGCAGGUUAGCGUAUGCGCGGUGAAAGGCAGGUCGAUUGUACCCGUGUUGACGAUUGCUAUGAAGCCGGUGCUAAACCUGCACAUUAUUGCCAAAAACCAGAAGCUGUAUGCGAGGAUCACCGAAAAAGACAAGAAUCAAAUUGAGAUGUUUACCGACAUUACCAAGUCGAUCAUUAUCGAAACCAUCCGGCUGGCGUUGAGGGACGGCAUGUCAUUUCGCAUACCGGGCAUGAUCACCGUUCGAAGCAUGACCCCAAGACUGAUCGGUAACUCCCUGGUCGUCGGUCUAAUGACCGAAAUGAACCGUGCGAAGAUCGGUGCGAUGGUGGUAGACAACAUACGAAAACUAACUCAGUACUUCUAA